AUGCAGUAUACAAACUAUACCAAGCCAACAGAGUUUAUAUUUAUCGGAUUCACAGAUUAUCAGCCAUUCAGGCUCACGCUGUUUUUGGUGUUUUUCAUAGUUUACACAUUAACUUUGGUGGGAAAUGUUGGCUUAAUAAUCCUAGUUAAUAUUGAGUUAAGCCUUCAAACUCCCAUGUAUCACUUUCUUAGCAAUCUGUCUUUCUUAGAUAUCAGCUAUUCUACAGCCAUUGCACCUAAAAUGCUGGUAGACUUCUUAGCCUCCAAGAAGAGCAUCUCAUUCUAUGGAUGUGCUAUACAGAUGUUUUUCUUUGCAUGCUUUGCAGAUGCUGAGUGCCUUAUCCUGGCAGCAAUGGCAUACGACCGCUAUGCAGCUAUUUGCAACCCACUGCUUUACUCUACAUUGAUGUCUCGAAGGGUAUGCUUCAGCCUUGUUGUGUUGGCUUAUUUUAGUGGAAGUGUGACCUCACUGGUACAUGUGUCCCUUGCAUUUAUGCUUCCAUACUGUGGGUCCAAUAUUGUCAACCACUUUUUUUGUGAUAUCCCACCUCUUCUUGCUUUAUCAUGUGCAGAUACUUAUAUUAAUGAGCUUCUGCUCUUUGCUUUAUGUGGCACAAUCCAGACCAGCACUUUCAUGGUCAUUCUUAUUUCCUACUUCUGCAUCCUCAUCACUGUUUUGAGCAUCAAGUCCACAGGAGGCAGGAGCAAAACAUUCUCCACUUGUGCUUCUCAUCUCAUAGCAGUCACCUUGUUCUAUGGAACACUGCUGUUUAUGUACUUGCGUCCCACCACCAGCUAUUCCCCAGACACUGAUAAGGUAGUUGCUCUGUUUUACACUGUUGUAUUUCCUAUGUUGAAUCCAAUAAUUUACAGCUUAAGAAAUAAGGAUGUGAAAAAUGCACUCAAAAAAUUAUUUGAUAGACUGGGGAUCUUCAGAUGAA
Molecule: messenger RNA, 940 nt
Organism: Mus pahari (shrew mouse)
Lineage: Eukaryota; Metazoa; Chordata; Mammalia; Rodentia; Muridae
Product: olfactory receptor 5AS1-like
Exons: 1
Coding region: 1-939 (312 amino acids)
Biological process (GO): G protein-coupled receptor signaling pathway; sensory perception of smell
Cellular component (GO): membrane
Molecular function (GO): olfactory receptor activity; G protein-coupled receptor activity; odorant binding
Source: RefSeq, a predicted model, not a curated record